AUGUCCGAAGGGAGAAUAAAGCGGGCACAGGCUCUGACCCCAAACCAGAGAGUGUGGCGUCCAUGUCCCCUCCAGUGAGUGCCCCGGCUGCGGCAGAAGAGGAAGAAGAGGAAAGUGAAGAUGAAUCUGAGAUUCUGGAAGAGUCCCCCUGUGGACGCUGGCAGAAGAGGCGAGAAGAGGUGAACCAGCGCAAUGUACCUGGCAUUGAUAGUGCCUAUCUGGCCAUGGACACGGAGGAAGGGGUGGAAGUGGUCUGGAACGAAGUUCAGUUCUCUGAGAGGAAGAACUUCAAGCUGCAGGAGGACAAGGUGAAAGCGGUGUUUGAUAACCUCAUUCAGUUGGAACAUCUGAACAUUGUCAAGUUCCACAAGUAUUGGGCGGACGUCAAAGAGAACCGGGCACGGGUCAUAUUUAUUACUGAGUAUAUGUCUUCUGGAAGCCUCAAACAGUUCCUCAAGAAGACCAAGAAGAACCACAAGACAAUGAAUGAAAAGGCGUGGAAGAGAUGGUGCACCCAGAUCCUAUCUGCGCUUAGUUAUCUACAUUCGUGUGACCCCCCCAUUAUCCAUGGAAACCUCACCUGUGACACCAUCUUCAUUCAGCACAACGGACUCAUCAAAAUUGGAUCUGUGGCUCCAGACACCAUCAACAACCAUGUCAAGACCUGCCGGGAGGAGCAGAAGAAUCUACAUUUCUUCGCCCCGGAGUAUGGAGAAGUGACCAAUGUGACCACGGCGGUGGACAUCUACUCCUUUGGGAUGUGUGCACUGGAGAUGGCGGUCCUGGAGAUCCAGGGAAAUGGAGAGUCCUCGUAUGUCCCUCAGGAAGCCAUAAAUAACGCUAUCCAGUUUCUGGAGGAUCCGCUGCAGAGGGAAUUCAUUCAGAAGUGUUUGGAAACGGACCCCAGUAAGCGCCCGACUGCCCCUGAGCUGCUCUUCCACCAGGCUCUGUUCGAGGUUCCGUCUCUGAAAUUACUGGCCGCGCACUGCAUUGUGGGACACCAGCACAUGAUCCCAGAAAAUGCUCUGGAAGAGAUGACCAAGAACCGCGAUAUGAGUGCAGUCAUGGCUGAGAUAACGCACGCCGACCGUGAAGGUGUCCGGAUGAUAUUCUCACAGUCUCCAGCGCUUGAAUUAGACAAGUUCCUGGAGGAUGUCCGGAAUGGCAUUUACCCCCCUCACUGCCUUCGGGAUGCCACGUCCUCAACAGCCCCAGCAGGAGGUGGUAAAAUCUCCAGUGGUUCCACCAUCAGUGAAGACCCCAACACCAGAGCCCGCAGAGGUGGAAACCCGGAAGGUGGUUCAGAUGCAAUGCAACAUUGAGACAGUGGAUGAGGGGGCAAAGCACCAUCUGACUUUGUUCCUGAAGCUGGAAGACAAACUGAACCGACAUCUAAGCUGUGACUUGUUACCCAAUGAGAAUAUUCCGGAGUUGGCGGCGGAGUUGGUGCAGUUGGGGUUUGUCAGUGAGAAUGACCAGAGCCGACUCACCUGUUUACUCGAAGAAGCAUUCAGUAAAUUCUUCUUUGCUCGGAACGGAAACAUGACGGCGGUGACAGUGUCCUCCUAG
Messenger RNA from Staurois parvus, 1569 nucleotides. Lineage: Eukaryota; Metazoa; Chordata; Amphibia; Anura; Ranidae. The record is from the annotation of a GenBank genome assembly.